CUGUUGUUAAGGAGGGACACUGAAGGCAACCGUUCUGUGUGAUGUGACAGCAGCAAGCGGAGAGAAUGGACGGAGACAUCGCUGAGCCUCCAUCUCCCUCUUCCCUCCUCUCCACACUGAAGCUUCUGGUCCCCCCGAUUCGUCUGCUAUCGGCAGCGAUCUGGCAGACUGUGGAGCAGAAAAUAGUGACCGACUAUGGACUUCUGGAGGAGUUUGUGUUCAUGUUGACUGAGAUGGUCCCUCAGCUGCUGUCCACUAGACAGCGGGCUGAGCUCAUCCUGGGCUUGAGAGCGCGGUUCAUCUUGGAGCUGUGUCGAUCUGAAGACACGGCAGACAUCGACAUCAUUCAGCCACAUCUGGACCGUAUGGAGACCUUGCAAUCCCUGUGGAAGUCAGACAAUGCUGAACAAGAAUCUUCUGAUUCGCGUUUCAUGGGUCUGGUUCAAAACCUGCUGCGAGAUUCUGAAGAGAGAAAAAACUUUUUCCAUGACGUCUUCCCGGGGGAGUUUGGACCAACAUACGACAAAGCGAUUCAGUCCUUGAUGUGGCUUUUUGUGUCCCGUCUGGAGAAAAUACUUCCCACUCAAUCUCUCCAACAGAUCGCCUCCCUGCUCAGCAAUGCCUCGUCUGUGCUGAACGAGUGUAUGCUGACUUUUGCAUCGUCCCAUGAGCUCAAAACUAUGUUGGACACUCACAAAGACCUCAGCCAGCUGGACAACAUAGAGUCAUGCACUGUCGACAGCGACAUCCUGUCAGUGUUGUGUCUCCCCCCUCUGGACAGAGAUGAUAUGAUCAGUAGGCAGACCCGUAGCGACAGCGCCACAGACCUUCCAUAUACCGUCUGUUCUGAGAUGGAGGUGGAGUCUGAGAUUCCUGUUGCUGGCCACUCGGAACCAUGUGGGCAGAGUCAGUGGAUGGAUUUUAACAGCGGUGUCAAAGCUGAAGAGGAUGGUGGAAUAGUUCCAGACUCGGCAGGUCCUGACGGAGUCAGCGGGCAACCCGAGACCCUCAUUAUCGGAGAGGACGGGCAUGUCUCUGUCCUUGUGAUGGAAAAGCCCAAGAAACGUGGUCGGAAAAGGAAGCAAGACGUGCAAAGCAAACCACGGGACUUUGAUGAUGACCCGGACUUCGAGAUCUCUCCGAGAAGGCCGGUGAGAAAAAACAGAGGGGUCAAGAUGAAGAGAUACCUGUCACAGUGGACCAAGACGGGAAAGACCGUUGGAACGUUGAACAGAGCCGCAGAGUCAAAUGAAAAUGAUGUGGAUGAGCGGACGCAAGAAAGCCACACUAGCACACAGCAGGAGCAGCUCACCUGCUCUGCCUGCAAGAAGGUCUAUAAGAGUCAGCGCAACCUGCAGCAGCACAAAUGUCCAGCAAGAGAUGGCACCAAAUCUGGAGAGCAAGAAGAGGAAGACGAAGCUGACCAGUCGCCCCAUGAUCUCACUGGAGAAGAUCUUGACGGCUCCACCUCUGCUGAAAAGGGCAACAAUGAUGGUUUGGAGGAGAGGAGCCCAGAAGACACCAAAAGCAUAUUGGAUGGUCCGUUUUACUGUCCUCACUGCAGGUCUGAAUUCAAGUGCAAGCAAACCUUCCGGUACCAUCAGCGCAGCAUUUGCUAUAGCGAGCAGCAGGUGGAUCCCGAGCAGCCUGAAGAUGUGAAGCACUGCUUCCGCUGCAGCGAGUGCGACAAGGCUUUCAAAUACAAAUCAACAUUGGAUUCCCACAAGCUGACGCACAACCCGCUCUACUGUGAAGUGUGCAUGAAGUUGGUCCGUGACUCGGAAGCCUUGGCCAUGCACAAGGAGUCUCACACCCCCUUUCAGUGCAACCGGUGUGAACAACACUUCCCCGUUUUCAAGGCGCUUCACAAGCACUACAUUGACGUCCACAACCCCACCGAGCCGUACAUCUGCACUCACUGCCAGAUGGCCUUUGCAAGCUUGAAGCGGUUCAUCCGCCAUGAGUGGAAACACACCGGCUACCAACCAUUUCAGUGCCCUCAUUGUUGCAAAAGAUUUCGCUCUUACUCUGACCUGGUGGAGCACCAGAGGAAACACACCAAAGCGUACCCAUACCUUUGCUGGGAAUGUGGCAAGAAGUUCCGACACAGCGUGACGAUGACCCGGCAUCUGGAGCGAGUGCACAAUACCGGCGAGCCGGAGAUGCAGAAACCGCUGGAAACGUACCCGUGCAGCCAGUGUGGGAAGAUCUUCUCCUCCCGCAGGUGCCUCAUGAAACACGACAACUUCCAUCAUAAAGGGAUGCGCUUCCCAUGCGAGCACUGUGGUAAAGGGUUCUUUGGUAAAGACGCUCUGGUGAGGCACACUUUGAUUCACACAGGAGAGAGACCUUUCAAGUGCGACGACUGUGAUAAAUCCUUCAGGUCCUCUGCAGAACUGAAGAUCCAUCGGCGGUAUCAUACCGGGGAGAGACCUUUUAAGUGCACUGUGUGUUCCAAAGGCUUUGUGCAGUCGUGCUUCCUCACCCUGCACAUGAGAACCCACACAGGAGAGAGGCCCUACGUCUGCUCCAUCUGCAACAAAGGCUUCUCCAGCCUGCACGGCCUCAAGCGACACCGGAGGCUUGUCCACACUUAGACAACGCUGGAAGAUGUUACUUAAUAUAAGCCUUGUUAUCCUCCCUUUUUAUGAAGGAAUGGAGAGAAAGGAAAACGGCUGGACUUUCUCAUGUAUUCUGGCGACCAUGAACUACAGUCUGUUGGAAUUGUACAGUGCACAGUUGAAAAAAAAGUAACUUUGUAUUUUUACAUAAUUGUUUGCUCUAGUUCCUCACAAAAUUCUGUUCCAAAGUUCAAAUUGUGACUUCAUUUGGAAAAUAGUUGUUUUUCUUUCAUGAAUAAAAUGUACAUUUGCUUCCAAA
This is a messenger RNA of Synchiropus splendidus (mandarinfish), 2880 nucleotides long. RefSeq names its product zinc finger protein 23-like. Gene Ontology annotation, biological process: regulation of transcription by RNA polymerase II. The coding region runs from base 66 to 2597 and encodes 843 amino acids. NCBI's taxonomy places the organism in Eukaryota, Metazoa, Chordata, Actinopteri, Syngnathiformes, Callionymidae. Gene Ontology annotation, molecular function: DNA-binding transcription factor activity, RNA polymerase II-specific; RNA polymerase II transcription regulatory region sequence-specific DNA binding. The transcript has 8 exons. Gene Ontology annotation, cellular component: nucleus. The record is from RefSeq and is a predicted model, not a curated record.